AUGGUGGAAGAAGAAGCGAAAUUGGAUUCGAAAUCGAAACCGAUGCCGAAUGAGAAUUUGAGAUUCGGAGAAAGGGUUUUGUCUGCCGGAGGCGCCGCUUUUAUAUCGGCGGUCGUAGUUAAUCCACUCGAUGUUGUUAAGACGAGAUUACAAGCACAAGCUGCAGGAGUUCCGUAUCAAGGCUCGUGUCGUCUAGGUUGUUUCGAAUCGAACUCCACGGUGGUACAAGAUUUAAGAAGUAAGUCUCCAGGGAUGUGUCGGAUUACUGGCUCUGCAUCUGUAUGCUCAGAUAAUCAGUACAAGGGAACACUUGAUGUGUUUUACAAAAUUAUCCGCCAGGAAGGGUUUUCUAGGCUUUGGAGAGGUACGAACGCAAGUUUAGCGUUGGCCAUUCCGACUGUUGGGAUCUACAUGCCUUGUUAUGAUUAUUUUCGUAAUUCCAUGGAGGUAUUCACGGUAGAGAAGUCUCCAGCUUUGACACCGUAUGUUCCACUUGUCGCCGGGACAAUAGCACGGUCCUUGGCUGUUAUCUCAUGUUACCCUGUUGAGUUAGCUAGGACACGGAUGCAGGCAUUUAAGGGAACGCAAAGAGAUGUGAAACUGCCUGGCGUUUGGAAGACAUUAGUCGAUGUCAUCAAUCCAAUCAAGGGCUCAACUAAUGGACAAAAUUACAGGAUGUUAUGGACAGGUCUUGGUGCUCAACUUGCUCGAGAUGUUCCAUUCUCUGCGAUCUGCUGGUCGAUACUUGAGCCCACGCGGAGAAGCAUUCUCUCGUUCAUGGGUGAGAAACCAAGGGCGGGUAGUAUAAUAGCUGCAAACUUCACUGCUGGUUUUGUCGCUGGUGCGGUUGCUGCUGCAGCUACUUGCCCACUAGAUGUUGCAAAGACUCGGCGUCAAAUAGAGAAGAAUGCAGAUAGAGCCAUGAAUAUGACCACAAGACAAACCUUGGCAGAGAUUUGGAGGGACGGAGGAAUGAGAGGGAUGUUUAGUGGAGCAGGGGCUCGAGUCGGACGGGCAGGACCAUCUGUAGCCAUUGUGGUUUCCUUUUACGAAGUGGUCAAGUAUGGACUACACCACUUUCACCAACAGUAG
Messenger RNA from Arabis nemorensis, 1092 nucleotides. NCBI's taxonomy places the organism in Eukaryota, Viridiplantae, Streptophyta, Magnoliopsida, Brassicales, Brassicaceae. The record is from the annotation of a GenBank genome assembly.